Messenger RNA from Rosa chinensis, 1841 nucleotides. RefSeq names its product ubiquinone biosynthesis protein COQ4 homolog, mitochondrial. The record is from RefSeq and is a predicted model, not a curated record. The transcript is spliced from 3 exons. Bases 837 to 1622 code for a protein of 261 amino acids. Gene Ontology annotation, cellular component: mitochondrial inner membrane. Gene Ontology annotation, biological process: ubiquinone biosynthetic process. Lineage: Eukaryota; Viridiplantae; Streptophyta; Magnoliopsida; Rosales; Rosaceae.
UCUUCAUUGUGCAUAUAAAAUUGUGGCUUAUACUGUGGCUUUUUGUUGGUGAUGGAAGAUGAGUUUCUUGGUGAUUGUAUGGUCCUUGACAUUGAGAAGGAAUAUGCUGAAUCUAUUGACAAUGAGUCGGUGAUCAAAAAGUUUGAAACUAGUGGGACUCGUAGAGUUAGAUUUAGUUAGUUUAUGCCCUUGUAUUGCAUUGCACGUUUAUUUUGUUGUUGAUGGUGUUUUUUAUUUUGUAUUGAUAUGCAUUGAGGGGUAAGGCUCACUACGUCCCCUCCUAAUUAGGUGUAUCUUUUUUUUAAUUAAUAAAACUCUCUCGCACCGUCGAGAUUCUCCAUAAUUUUUUUCUUCUUUUUUCGUUUAAGAUAUCCAAGCCCCACUAAGGUUUCAAUCCUGUAUCCAUCACUGACUAGCAUCUCAAAGUAAAUGCCUAGCUUUUAUUCUAAUUUUCAGAGAAGGAACACACUAGACACAACACAACUAAUAGAGCUAGCAGAUCGAUGAUAAUGGUAUAAGUUAGGGAAAGAGAGGAACAGUAGGAAAUCAUUGGUAUGGGGGGGGGAGGUUUUGCGAAGAAUGUACUCCUUUGCAAAACGUUAUGCGUUCCAAGUGUUCUUCUCAUUCCCACCAUUCUGAUAACUUCCUACCACACAUUCUCAAGUAACAAGUGGAAAAAGAAGGAAGGCGAAAGGGAGUAACCCUAGGAAGUCUUUGAGAUGGGGGGAUUUGGAAGGAAAUUCUUGAAAUGAUUUCUUGUCCAACCCUCCCAUUCCAACUAUUUCCUCAAGCUUUUUCUGCCUUUCUCACCCAUCUUGAUUUUGAGUUCUUUUCCAAUGCCAAGUGAAUAUAUGUUUGUAAUGGUUAGGGAUUUGAAGGAAAAGAGGGAAGCAGCCACCAUGAUCGGAGGUGCUCGUGUUCGGCUGAACGGGUGGCAGCAGGCGGCGGUGGCAGUUGGGUCGGCAGUGGGGGCAUUGCUGGACCCAAGAAGAGCUGACCUGAUAGCAGCUCUGGGGGAGACAACUGGGAAGCCGGCAUUCGAAAGAAUUGUUCAGAGAAUGAAGAGUAGCCCUGAAGGCAGAGCCAUACUGUUGGAGCAACCCCGUGUAAUAUCUGCAAAUGUGGGUCAUGCAUGGGAUCUUCCGCCGAAUACAUUUGGUGCUGCCUAUGCGAAGUUCAUGGGAUCUAGGAACUUCUCUCCAGAUGAUCGACCACCAGUGCGUUUCAUGGAAACAGAUGAACUUGCAUAUGUAGCCAUGAGGGCUCGUGAGGUGCACGACUUCUGGCACACCCUGUUUGACCUUCCAACAAACUUGAUGGGUGAGUCAGCACUCAAAGUAAUAGAGUUUCAGCAAAUGUAUCUUCCCAUGUGCUUGAUGUCCGUUAUAGGAGGCUCUGUGAGGUUCAAUGAGAAGCAAAGAAAAUUGUUCUUCCAGCACUACUUUCCUUGGGCCAUUCGAGCUGGUAUGCAGUCAACAGAACUCAUGUGUAUUUAUUAUGAGAAACACUUUCAUGAGGAUUUGGAGGAUGUUCGGAGAAAGUGGGGUAUAACUCCUGCUCCUGCUGCACCUAAACAAACCCAAGCAGCAGCAGCUUCACCUGGUCUAGUGGAGAAGCCAUAAAUUUGUGUGAACAUUGACACUGAUCAUAUUGGAAUGUCUCCAUAAGUUCAUUCUCAUGAGCUAGAUAUACAAGUAAUAUGAAUUACACUAUCAUCCUUGCUAGCAACUUCAAUAUUUUCAGGGCAAAGAUUACCCCUCACUGGAGGAACCAAUUCGCUUUAUUGUAAUGUUUCUGAACCUUGAUCACAUGAAAAGUGUUUCCACAAUUACUUCAGAAUC